Messenger RNA from Scatophagus argus, 1564 nucleotides. RefSeq names its product twist family bHLH transcription factor 1a (gene twist1a). The record is from RefSeq and is a predicted model, not a curated record. Lineage: Eukaryota; Metazoa; Chordata; Actinopteri; Scatophagidae. The coding region runs from base 488 to 1036 and encodes 182 amino acids. Gene Ontology annotation, biological process: developmental process; regulation of transcription by RNA polymerase II. The transcript is spliced from 2 exons. Gene Ontology annotation, molecular function: RNA polymerase II transcription regulatory region sequence-specific DNA binding; protein dimerization activity; DNA-binding transcription factor activity, RNA polymerase II-specific.
UCAGAGAGUGGGACAGCAUUAUGCAGGAUAAGUUGGGGUGGGGUAAGGAAAAGAAUUCAUCCCUAAAGGCGGGACAGUUCCUACUGACAAGUAUUCACCUCUGAUUCAAUAACACCGCGCCCCGACUUCUCCCCCUUUCACAAUCUCGUGUAAAGGAGUCUGCAUGUCUUAAACACCAUUUCUGAUAUUAUAGCCAGAACUCUCCCUCUCCCGCAGUAUUAUGUUACACCCCUCCUCACCCAAUCACAGCGCUCCCCAAAAUCCUCCUGCCCGCUCCCCGCUAUAAGAGCGCCGGCCGACCCACUCUGGCAGACACCUUUCCCUCUCUGUGGUGCACUAGAUUUACCGUUAUACCAGCCCACACCCCUACUGCAGGCCACUCUUCUUGCGACCUGUGGUAUUUGUUGAUGUUGUAGCCAGUUCAGCGGAUUCAGGUCAGGGGUUAUCAAGGUUCUACAGAAGAUAUAUAAAAGUUUUGGAAGAGACGAUGCGGGAAGAGGGCUCCUCCCCAAUGGACAGUGCGGGGAACAGCGAGGAGGAGACCGAGCGUCAGCUGCCGCGGAGAGGCGCGAGGAAGCGCCGGCCGACACGGAGGUGCGCGGACGACGAGGAGGAAGGAGACGUGGAGAGCCCGAGUCCUGGGAAGAAGAAAUGCAGAAAGAGCUGCGACGGAGGAGUCGGCAGCGCAGGGAGCGGCGGCAGCGAAGGCAGCAGCAGCCCCGAGCCUUCCUUCGAUGACCUACAGACACAGCGCGUGAUGGCUAACAUUCGCGAGCGGCAACGGACGCAGUCCCUCAACGAAGCCUUCACGUCGUUACGUAAGAUCAUUCCCACCCUCCCGUCGGACAAACUCAGCAAGAUCCAGACGCUGAAGCUCGCGGCCCGGUACAUCGACUUCCUGUGCCAAGUUCUACAGAGCGACGAGCUGGACGCGCGAGGGACCAGUUGCAGCUACGUGGCGCACGAGCGCCUGAGCUACGCGUUCUCGGUCUGGAGGAUGGGGGGUGCGUGGUCCUUGUCUACUACGUCCCACUAGCAGGGCUCCUCUGGAUGGUGCAGCACGAUCAUCCAUUCUGGAGAAAGACAUGAUCAAGCCCUUCGAGUAGACUGAAACAGGCCAAACACAGGCAGAGGCCCAGCCGCUGUGCUUCAGGCCUCAGAGGAGAGCGGGCUUUUCAUAUUUCCCAUUGCAUGGACUGUAAUGUUUGCAAGGGAGCACUUAGGACAGGCAGGACGGAUAUGAAGAAAGAAAGACCACUGCGACUAUGAAUGUUGUAAAAACAAAAUGAGCUCUGAGGAACUGCUCUGUUUUGAAACACGAGAGAAAAAUGACAAUUCAUUCCACAUUCCCUGUGACAACGUUUCACAGCAAAUGAAGAAUUCUGUAUUUAUUUUUCUACACAUGUUCGAAAUUCCUUUCCCCGCUCAAAUAAAGGUUAUUUAUUUUUGGGAUAUCUCAGAAUGCUGAAUGGAUCUGGAGUCUGCACAUUUUGAGUGUUGUAAAUAUUUGGCAAUAUCUUGAAUUAAAAAUGAAAGUAUUCUUACCUCUCAGUUGUCUCGAUAU